This is a messenger RNA of Metarhizium acridum CQMa 102, 1902 nucleotides long. RefSeq names its product Autophagy protein 22. Gene Ontology annotation, biological process: amino acid transmembrane export from vacuole. Lineage: Eukaryota; Fungi; Ascomycota; Sordariomycetes; Hypocreales; Clavicipitaceae. The record is from RefSeq and is a predicted model, not a curated record.
AUGCCUUCACAAGCUCAUGUCGGCCGCCCAAAACUUCAAGGCCGUCGACAUUGGUCGGGAAUUUCAAUUCUCUCGAAGCGAUCGUUUCGCUCCUUUACAUCUGAUUUCGAAGCUGAUGACGAACGAUCCUCGACCGACGGUAGCAUGAGUUCACAGAGCGGCGACAGCGAUUUGCUCCCAAUCGGGGCGCCAUACUACUCCGGCCAUGAUACGCGACCAACCAGCCGGAAGGAAUUGCUUGGCUGGUACAUGUACGGCUUUGCAGCCGAGGUUUAUGUGGUUUGUGGAAUCGGUUCAUUCAUUCCUAUUCUCCUGGAAACUUUGGCCCGAGAAAACGGCGUACUGGUUUCGGACCAUACGAAGCCAUGCGGAUCGAGUGACAGCAAAGGCGGAGACGACGGGCAAUGCGUCGUCUACGUUUUGGGUCUCGAAAUCAACACCGCCAGUUUUGCAAUGUACACCUUUUCAGUCAGUGUCCUGCUGCAAGCGCUCCUGGUCGUGAGCAUCAGUUGUGCGGCCGAUCAUGGACAUUACAGAAAGAAGCUCCUCUUAGCAUUUGCAUGGCUUGGUGCCUUCUCCGUCAUGUGCUACAUCUUCAUCAGCAGGGAGACCUACGUCCUAGGUGCUAUUCUCACUAUCCUCUCCAAUACGUCUUUUGGGGCAUCCUUUGUGCUCUUGAAUUCGUUUUUGCCGCUGCUGGUACGAAAUCAUCCCGAGGUGCUGAGUGCUCAGCGUGGAACGACGCCGGAUUUGGCGGGUUCCGUGUCAGAGUCCAGACCUCUAGACGAGUCAGUUGGCACACUGGAGAAUGAAGCUGCUAAUGCAGCGUCGCCACUUCUGCCCAGUGACAAUGCUGCGUCGCAUCUACGACUUCGUAGAGCCGCAACCCACGAGGAACUUACUUCGACUGAACUUCAGCUCUCCUCCCGCAUGUCUGCCAAGGGCAUGGGCAUCGGCUACAUCGCUGCCCUCUUCGUUCAAUGCUUGUCCAUUGGCAUUCUGCUCAGCAUGAAGAACUCUACGUGGUCUCAAAGAGUAGUCCUUUUCGUCAUCGGGACUUGGUGGGCAGUGUUUACUGUCCCGUCAGCCCUGUGGUUACGACCAAGACCCGGACCGCCACUGGUAAACACGGGAAGGAAGGGCGCAUUUGGAUGGAUACCGUACCUGACUUAUGCCUGGAAAUCUCUUUUCCGUACUAUCCAACAAGCAAGAAGGUUAGCAGACAUCAUGUUAUUCCUUGCGGGAUGGUUCUUGCUGUCGGAUGCCAUUGCCACGACCUCUAGCACCGCCAUCUUAUUCGCCAAGACACAAUUACACAUGCGUCCCUGGGCGUUGGGUAUGAUCAAUGUCAUUACAACCAUGUCUGGAAUACUCGGCGCAUUUGGGUGGCCGAUGGUAUCUCGAGGCUUGGGCUUGAAAGCCCAUCAGACCAUUUUGGUUUGCAUCGCCCUCUUUGAACUUAUUCCCCUUUAUGGGCUUACGGGCUACCUCCCAUUUGUGAAGAGUUGGGGUGUCCUUGGCCUCCAACAGCCGUGGGAAAUGUACCCCUUGGCAGCGAUAUAUGGCCUUGUCAUGGGCGGCCUAAGUAGUUACUGCCGGUCUCUGUACGGAGAGUUGAUCCCCCCCGGCUCCGAGGCCGCAUUCUACGCUCUAUAUGCCAUUACGGACAAGGGAUCCAGUGUCUUUGGCCCAAGUAUAGUUGGCGCGAUUAUCGACCGGACAGGCAGCAUUCGUCCAGCGUUCUGGUUUUUGGGGGCGUUGGUUGGCCUUCCAGCACCGUUGAUAUGGUUAAUUAAUGUUGAGAGGGGAAAGAAGGAAGGCGAGCGCCUAGUGGCCAAGAUUGAGGGCUCAGAAGUGUGCUUAUCGCAAGAAGCUUUGACGGAAGAUGAAGAAGAUGGCUAA